AUGGCGUCUAGUAACCCACCUGCUGCUAAGAUGGCACCACCUUUCGAACCUACAAUAUGGGGUGACUUUUUUAUCAACUAUACUCCGGAACCACUGCAGUCGGAGGAACGGUUGAGAGAGAGGGUCGAUCAAUUAAAGAAGGUAACCAGUGAACUGUUCGAGUUUUGCAGCGAUAGUGUGGUUGGAACAAUGAAGCUAGUAGAUACACUUGAACAUCUGAGCAUAGACCAUCACUUUGAGGGACAUAUCGCCACUGCAUUAAGCAACAUACACGGUGCUGAACUCGAUAGCUCUAGCCUCCACGAUGUUGCUCUCCGAUUUCGCCUGCUUAGGCAGCAUGGACUGUGGGUUUCUCCAGAUGAAUUUGACAAGUUCAAAGAGGCAGAUGGGACCUUCAACGAUGAGAUAAUGAGUGACCCUCGGGGUUUGCUGAGCUUGUAUAAUGCAUCUUACCUUCUCAUUCCUGGAGAGGUCGAGCUAGAAAGCGCUAUGUUGUUUUCAAGGCAUCGCCUUCAGGCAAUGGUAAAUGACCUUGCGUCCCCAUUAGCUGAACAAGUCAGGCGGUUCCUUCAGAUACCACUGCCAAGGACAUUGAAGAGAUAUGAGGCACUGCAAUAUAUUGCAGAGUACAAAAUGGAGCAGGAAUGCAAUCCCUCCAUAUUAGAGCUUGCAAAGUUGGAUUAUAACCUUUUGCAGCUGGCUCACCAGACAGAGCUCAAGGCAUUUUCUUGGUGGGGCAAUGGUUUAUAUGAAGAAGUGGGACUAAGCUACGCCCGAGAUCGUAUAGUUGAAUUCUACCUUUGGUCCUUUAUAGUGUACUAUGAGCAAAACUAUGCGCCAGCACGAAUAAUUCUUGCCAAAUUGGUGCUUCUAGCAUCCUUGUUAGAUGACACUUACGAUACAUAUGCUACAUUGGAAGACAGUCAAAAGCUCAAUGUAGCCAUACAAAGGUGGGACAUGGGUGCGAUUCCACUUUUGCCAGAUUACUUGAAGAAGUAUUAUGCCAGGGUGAUGGAUACCUUCAAAGAGAUUGAGGAUGAACUGAAACAAGAUGACAAGUAUCGAAUGACUUAUUGUAGGAAAGGGUUCCAAACAUUAAGUAGCUAUUAUCUCCAAGAAGCUGAAUGGUUUCAUCGCAAUUACAUGCCAAGAUUUCAAGAACAAGUCAAUGUGUCAGUCAUCACCUCUGGUAGUACAAUGCUAAGUGUCGGUUUACUUGUUGGUAUGGAUGUUGAAGCAAACAAUGAAGCAUUUGAGUGGGCAAUUGGUUGUACUGAUGUUGUGAUGGCCUGCGGCAAGGUGACACGUUUCAUGGAUGACUUGGCUGCAUUUAAGCGUGGAAAGAACAAAAUGGAUGUGCCAAGCUCUCUGGAAUGCUACAUUAAUGAGCACCAUGUUACAAGUGAGGUGGCUAUCACCGUGCUCGAUGGUCUGGUUGAAGAUGCAUGGAAAACUAUCAACCGUGAACGCUUUGUUUGUACUACGCUGCUUCCAAUUGUAAACCGUGUCAUCAACCUUACUACAAGCAUGUCAGUCUUGUUCCAUGACGGGGGAGACGGUUACACAUACAACAAGGACAGUGAAGGGAUGAUCGAGAAGUUGUUCGCCAAGCCUAUCCCGCUUUAA
Molecule: messenger RNA, 1626 nt
Organism: Triticum aestivum (bread wheat)
Lineage: Eukaryota; Viridiplantae; Streptophyta; Magnoliopsida; Poales; Poaceae
Product: tau-cadinol synthase
Exons: 7
Coding region: 1-1626 (541 amino acids)
Biological process (GO): diterpenoid biosynthetic process
Molecular function (GO): terpene synthase activity; magnesium ion binding
Source: RefSeq, a predicted model, not a curated record